Molecule: messenger RNA, 1245 nt
Organism: Aspergillus tanneri
Lineage: Eukaryota; Fungi; Ascomycota; Eurotiomycetes; Eurotiales; Aspergillaceae
Product: putative mitochondrial carrier protein
Exons: 2
Coding region: 1-1245 (414 amino acids)
Biological process (GO): mitochondrial transport; pyrimidine nucleotide import into mitochondrion
Cellular component (GO): mitochondrial membrane; mitochondrion
Molecular function (GO): pyrimidine nucleotide transmembrane transporter activity
Source: RefSeq, a predicted model, not a curated record
AUGUUUUCAGAAGAACACGGCACUUCAGAGAGUGCCAGCAGCGCUCAAGGGCAGCAGGUUACACAUUCUGACGGCCCUCCAUCGUCUAGCCUUCAUGUGACCCCCGAGGUCCCGUCAAGUUCGCUCCUCACUCGCAUCGAAAUAUUCUCCACCCGCGUCCCCGGUUUCUAUAUUCCUCCAUUCUGCGGGGCCAGUGCAGGCGUAGCGUCAGGUAUCGUGACAUGUCCUCUCGACGUGAUCAAGACCAAGCUGCAGGCUCAGGGAGGGUUUGCACGAAGAGGAGGCAAUGUGGUCGAAGCCAAAGCGUUAUAUCGAGGCAUGCUAGGUACAGGUAGGAUGAUAUGGCGUGAAGAUGGUAUUCGAGGUCUCUACCAAGGGCUGGGUCCCAUGCUUCUAGGAUACUUGCCUACAUGGGCGGUCUAUUUGGCAGUCUAUGAUCGGUCUCGGGAAUACUUUUAUGAAACUACUGAUAGCUGGUGGCUUGCAAGGGGUUAUGCUUCCAUAACGGCUGGUGCUUGCUCCACAGUGGUGACAAACCCUAUCUGGGUGAUCAAAACACGACUUAUGUCCCAGAGCCUCAGAUCGAAUAGCGAAGGCUUUCGAGCUCCAUGGCAGUACUCUAGCACCUGGGAUGCGGCCCGCAAGAUGUAUAGGACAGAAGGGAUACGCUCAUUUUAUUCCGGGCUUACGCCCGCCUUGUUAGGACUGACACACGUUGCUAUACAAUUUCCACUUUAUGAAUAUUUGAAAAUGGCCUUUACCGGAUAUGGAAUCGGCGAACACCCCGACAAUGGAAACUCUCACUGGAUUGGGAUAUCUUUUGCCACAUUCCUGAGCAAAAUUUGCGCAAGCACCGUGACAUAUCCGCACGAAGUACUACGGACAAGAUUGCAGACCCAACAGAGAACGUCGCCUGCGCCUUCACCAGAAGAGAUCACAUUCCGCGGAGGGAUGGACCACCCCCCGGACCGUGGUAGGCCUCCGGGUGCCGCUUCAUCUGAUGGCAUGCCUAACCGACCCCGAUAUGCAGGGAUUAUCCGUACUUGCCAGACCAUUUUGAAGGAAGAGGGAUGGCGCGCAUUUUACUCUGGAAUCGGCACUAAUCUAUUUCGUGCCGUUCCAGCUGCCAUGACUACAAUGCUGACGUAUGAGUACCUCCGAAAGCUCAUUAGCCACCUUCAGCACGAAGGAGCAUUGAAACGCAAAAUGGAGGAGGAGAAGCCGGGAGAUUCAGUUGGUAUAUGA